Molecule: messenger RNA, 966 nt
Organism: Saccoglossus kowalevskii
Lineage: Eukaryota; Metazoa; Hemichordata; Enteropneusta; Harrimaniidae
Product: ubiquitin-conjugating enzyme E2 C-like
Source: RefSeq, a predicted model, not a curated record
GUGAGGAACAACAUUUCGUUUUGGAGUUUCAACGUAGUCAGGAGUUAUUUACAUUUACAAUAACAUUUCCUCAAAGAAAUGGCCUCACAGAAUAUUGAUCCCGCUGCAAGAGUUACAAGAGUGAAAGAAGCAGAGGCGGAUGGUCCGUCGAAGAAAGAUUCGCAUUCUGUUAGCAAACGGUUACAGCAGGAAUUGAUGACACUUAUGAUGAAUGCUAGUAAAGGUAUCUCAGCGUUUCCAGAUGGUGACAACAUAUUUAGAUGGAUAGGAACAAUACAAGGAGCUGAAGGAACGGUAUAUGAAGGUCUGUCUUACAAGUUAUCAUUAGACUUUCCUAGUAAUUAUUCAUAUUCCCCUCCAGCUGUGAAGUUUGUAACUCCUUGCUAUCAUCCAAAUGUUGAUGAACAUGGUAAUAUUUGUCUUGAUAUUCUAAAAGAGAAAUGGUCAGCAUUGUACGAUGUUAGGACGAUUCUUCUCUCAAUACAAAGUUUACUAGCAGAACCUAACAAUGACAGUCCAUUAAAUGUGAAUGCUGCUGCACUGUGGGAAAAUCAACUAGCGUACAAAAAACAUCUUCAUGAAAAAUACAGUAAAGAUGUACAAAAGAAAAAAUAAUUUGUUUAAAUCUUAAUUGUCUUCCUACAUACUCUGUAUCUAUCGUCAUUCUUUCCUUUUACUUGUCUAAAAGAUGUUAAACAGUAGAUGUACAGUACUUUCAACAGAACUUUGAAAGAAAUGUUUUCUUGAAUAUAUUCAUACACUUACUUUUACAAGGUAUUUUACUAACAUUGUUCAAAUUAUCAGUAUGUACAACACUGUUGACAUACUGCAUGCUUUGCAUACUGAAAUGAACACGGAGCAUAUUGUAUGUCCAAUACAAGCUGCUUGAUAACAAACACAGAACAUGAGUUCUCAUUUGAUGUAAAUAAAUAUCUUGAGUCAGUCUCUCUGCUCAUAUGGUGAAAA